GAAAGCUGCUUGAAAGUUGACUUUGUCCAUGUUGACCUAGUCAAAGUGGAGGGAAAGAACGUAAAAUGAUGUAAAAAUGAAAGAAAAAAAAAAGCGUGUGGAGACUGUGUGACCUCACCUUGAUGAUCGAAGAGAGACAGUUUCGAUAUGGCAGGCCUAUGCGGCCGUUCAAUUUGUUCUCGCGUGUUUCAAUCCCUACCAUUGCCGUACAUGUUCAUAGCGCGGCCAAUCUUGCAGAGGUCGCAUUGCAUUCGGCCAGCCUAUAGUCAAGUCCCUAAAAUAAUACUAUUACCACGACGAACCCAUUACACCCACCAUCACGGUCAUGACCAUGGCCAUGCUCAUGCUCAGUUAAUGCAAACUAUUGCUGAAUCAGGGAAAAGAGGAACUCGCAUCACCGUCAUUGGACUCGCCGCUAACGUUGGUUUGACGGUAUCGAAAGGUGUAGCUGGAUGGAUGUUGAAUUCAGCGUCCCUUCUUGCUGACGCUGGCCACUCUCUUAGCGACAUGCUAAGUGAUUUUGUAACGUUAUACACGUACAAGAGGUCAAGAAAGCCUGCAGAUGCACUCUACCCAUAUGGAUAUGGAAAAUUUGAGACUGUGGGCUCACUAGCAGUAUCUACCCUACUGAUUGGUGGAGCCAUCGGUAUAGGAUGGCAUUCAUUCGACUUAAUGAUGGGUGUCGUCCAAUCCUCUGGAGUUCAAGAAACUGCUUCGGCUGUUGUCGCCACCGCAUCCGACCCCAGUACGUCCCCAGCCUCACCUGUAGCACAACAAGUAGCUUCUAUCUCCGACCAUCAUGGACACACCUUGAAUCCUAACGCAGCAUGGUUUGCUCUAAUAAGCAUUGUAGUGAAGGAAUGGCUCUAUCGUGCUACUAUCAAAGUGGGCCGAGAGGAAAAGAGUGAUGUACUCAUAGCAAAUGCAUGGCACCAUCGAUCAGAUGCAUUUUCCAGUGUAGUCGCACUUGCAGCUAUUGGCGGUAGCUAUGCCGGGAUACCCAUUCUGGACCCGUUGGGUGGAUUGGCAGUGUCCGCUUUGAUUUUAAAGACGGGAGGAGACAUCAUGGCCAGCUCUUUGAAAGAGCUAUGCGAUGCCAGUAUUGACCAAGACAUUUUAGACCAAGUAGAAAAAACCAUAUUACAACUCAAGACAAACAAGCCAGAUAUUGUAGACUAUCAAUCAUUACGAGGACGCAAGACGGGUCCUUUUUACCUUAUGGAUAUGACCCUCCAUGUAAAUCCAAAGCUGACGGUGGUUCAAGCGCAUGCGUUAGAAGAAGAAGUCAGGCAAUCCAUUCAACACACUUGUCCUGAAGUCAAGGAAAUCAUGAUACAUGUUCAUGCUGAAAAACAACAUCACCCAACUUUGUAAUGAAAAGAGGCGGUCCAUUUUUGGACAGGUCACACGAUAAUGUUCAACGUAAACAGAUAAAUUCAACAUGUUUCAUUGCAAUGGAUAGAGUGGGCGAUAAGGUGAAUGGAAGGAAGGAAACGAUGGGUUUAAUUAUAGUCAGUCAGUGUGUGAACUGACUUGGCUGUGG
Molecule: messenger RNA, 1543 nt
Organism: Umbelopsis ramanniana AG
Lineage: Eukaryota; Fungi; Mucoromycota; Umbelopsidomycetes; Umbelopsidales; Umbelopsidaceae
Exons: 8
Coding region: 148-1374 (408 amino acids)
Biological process (GO): monoatomic cation transport; transmembrane transport
Cellular component (GO): membrane
Molecular function (GO): monoatomic cation transmembrane transporter activity
Source: RefSeq, a predicted model, not a curated record